Messenger RNA from Neoarius graeffei (lesser salmon catfish), 2141 nucleotides. RefSeq names its product interferon-induced GTP-binding protein MxB-like. The transcript is spliced from 14 exons. Bases 86 to 2032 code for a protein of 648 amino acids. Gene Ontology annotation, molecular function: GTP binding; microtubule binding; GTPase activity. Gene Ontology annotation, biological process: defense response to virus. The record is from RefSeq and is a predicted model, not a curated record. Lineage: Eukaryota; Metazoa; Chordata; Actinopteri; Siluriformes; Ariidae. Gene Ontology annotation, cellular component: nucleus; membrane; microtubule.
UAUGAGUCUGUUCAUAAAUGAACAUAGCUAACAACUAGAACAGGGUGUGUGGUGUUCUGCUGGCAAAUUAUACACCAGAGUCUCCAUGGAUGCUUCACUGGAAAUAUUGGAUUAUGAGGCUGAAGUCAGUAAUAGAGUGGAAAAUCAGCCAGUUGAAGACAGGACUGGAGUGUUCCUCAAACAAUGGGAAUCCCAAGUGCGCCCUUACAUUGAAAUGAUUGACUACCUACGACAUAUCGGCAUUGAGAAGGAUCUUGCGCUGCCCUCCAUUGCAGUUGUUGGAGACCAAAGUUCCGGGAAAAGCUCUGUUUUAGAAGCACUCUCUGGCGUGGCUUUACCCAGAGGCAGUGGCAUUGUCACCCGUUGUCCACUGGAGCUAAAACUGCGGAAACUGAGCACAGACUCAAAUUGGACGGCUGUCAUAUCUUACCGAGAUGUGCAAGAGACAUUCACGGAACCUUCAAAAGUUGAAGGAUAUGUCAGAAAAGCCCAGAAUGUUCUUGCUGGAGAUGGUGUUGGGAUCUGUGAUGAACUCAUCAGUUUAGAGAUCACGUCUCCUGAUGUUUGUGACCUUACCCUGAUUGAUUUGCCUGGUAUAACUAGAGUACCUGUGAAAGGCCAACCUGAGGAUAUUGGUGAUCAGAUUAGACGGCUUAUAUUGAAAUUUAUUGAGAAGAGAGAAACCAUUAAUUUGGUUGUUGUACCCUGCAAUGUGGACAUAGCAACAACUGAGGCACUGCGGAUGGCACAGGGUGUGGAUCCUAAUGGAACAAGAACUUUAGCAAUUCUUACAAAGCCAGAUUUGGUAGAUAAAGGGGCAGAAGCUGACAUUUUACAGGUUAUGCAGGGUAAAGUUGUUCCUCUGAAAAAAGGUUACAUAAUGGUACGGUGUAGAGGUCAGAGUGACAUUAAUGAAAACCUCUCCUUGGCUGAGGCCACAAGACUGGAGACAGAGUUCUUCAGGAGCCACGCUCAAUUUAGCUAUCUUUUGGAAGAACAGAAAGUCACAACACGCUGCCUUGCUACUAGGCUCACUAAAGAGCUGGUUGAGCAUAUCAAGGCAUCACUGCCAUCCCUCACAGAGCAGAUUCAAAUCCGUUUAUCUGCUGUUAGGCUGGAACUCAGGAGCUAUGGCCAAGGGCCUCCAUUAGAGCCAGAGAAGAUGGGGGCUUUUCUGAGUAAGGGAAUCCUGGAGUUCAGCGAUCAAAUCAGUGAGCUCUGUCGGAAUGGGGCUUCGGGAAUAGGAAACAUCUAUUCCCUCCUGCGACCUGUGUUCAAACAAUGGGAAAGUCACCUGAGAGACUCCAAAACAUCAUUUAUGGAUGAAGUGCGGGAGAUGACGGAAAACUAUGAGGCACAUCGUGGGAGAGAGCUGAUAACAUUCAGUGACUACUGUGUGUAUGAAUCACUGAUUCAGAAGCAUGUAAACAACCUGCAACUACCAGCUAUAGAGACCCUGAAGACUGUUAGAGGCAUUGUGCAAAAUGAGUUCAGAGCUCAGUGUGAGCUCUGCUUUCCAAAUUACCCUCAUCUGAGAUAUAUGAUAAUAAAUCAGAUUGAUGACAUUCAAUCACAACAGGAGGCAAAAGUGGAGAAGAGGAUCAUGGAGUACAUCAAUAUGGAGAAACUUGUGUAUACCCAGGACCCCAUUUUCACCCAGAAGAUGGUCGACUUCAAAUUUGUUGAGCAGAGACAGGAGUAUGAGUCUGUGUGUUUAGAUACUGGAGAGAAUGCGACCUCUCCCAAAAACUGUGCUGCCUUUGACACCAGAAAGCUCACACCUGAGAAAUGGAUAAUCUACUUUGAGAUUGUCUACCAGCGUUUGGCAGAUUAUAUUCCCAUGUUGAUCUUGCUGUUUAUGCUGAAAGAAGCUGUCGUGCUGUUGCGGGCAGAAUCCAUGGACCUAAGAAAUGGGCAUGAUGUGUCUAAACUGCUCAAUGAAGACUCAGAGUCAGGACGAAAGAGAAUAGAGUUACAUCAGCGCAUGGAACGACUACGGAUGGCCCAGGAGAGAAUCAGCAUUAACAUCUGAAAUGUUGCAUUUUUUCAUCUUAUCUAAAAGCAUACAUACAUAUUAAUAUGUGUCACAAAAUAGCCUAGUUUUCAGUUCAGAUUUAUGAUAUUGUGUGGAAUGCUCUUUU